Messenger RNA from Mustela erminea (ermine), 4591 nucleotides. It is a transcript of the gene DGCR2, whose product is annotated as DiGeorge syndrome critical region gene 2. Gene Ontology annotation, cellular component: membrane. The record is from RefSeq and is a predicted model, not a curated record. Lineage: Eukaryota; Metazoa; Chordata; Mammalia; Carnivora; Mustelidae. Gene Ontology annotation, molecular function: protein binding. The transcript is spliced from 10 exons. Bases 296 to 1948 code for a protein of 550 amino acids.
GCCGGCGGCGCGGGCGGGGGGCGGCGCGGAGCUGAGCAGGACGGCCGCCAUCUUGCGCGGAGCCGGAGUCGGAACCCGAGACUGAGGCAGAGAGUGCGCGGGAGUCCGUGGUCCAUUUUAGCCGCGGCUUAGUCGGAGACUUUUCCCGCCGCCCUUCCUCGCCCGGCCCCUAACCCUCAGCCCGGCCCGGUCCCCUGACCCUCAUCCCGGCACGGUGCCCUGACCCUCAGUCCGGCCCGGUCCGGCCUCCCCGCGGGGUCACGCGGCCGCCCCGGGGACGAUGAACGGAGGAUAAAUGGUGCCCAAGGCAGACAGCGGUGCCUUCUUGCUGCUCUUCCUGCUCGUGCUCACCGUCACCGAGCCGCUGCGGCCAGAGCUGCGGUGCAACCCUGGGCAGUUUGCCUGUCGCAGUGGCGCCAUCCAGUGCAUCCCCCUCCCCUGGCAGUGUGACGGCUGGGUGACUUGUGAGGAUGAGAGCGACGAAGCCGACUGUCCAGAAGUGACUGGGGAGUCCCGUCCUUACCAUGGGAAGGAGGCUGUGGAUCCGCGGCCGGGCCGGGCCCGAGGCAGCGACCCCAAGCACUUCCACGCGGUGAAUGUGGCGCAGCCCGUGCGCUUCAGCAGUUUCCUAGGGAAGUGCCCGACAGGGUGGCACCACUAUGAGGGCACAGCGAGCUGCUAUCGGGUCUACCUGAGCGGAGAGAAUUACUGGGACGCGGCGCAGACCUGCCAGCGCGUGAACGGCUCCCUUGCCACCUUCUCCACCGACCAGGAGCUGCGCUUCGUCCUGGCCCAGGAAUGGGACCAGCCAGAGCGGAGCUUCGCGUGGCAGGACCAGCACAAGCUGUGGGUCGGCUACCAGUAUGUCAUCGCCAGCCGGAACCGCUCCUUGGAAGGUCGCUGGGAGGUAGCGUUCAAGGGUUCCUCAGAGGUGUUCCUGCCCCCAGACCCCAUCUUCGCCUCAGCCAUGUCGGAAAGCGACAACGUGUUCUGCGCCCAACUCCAGUGCUUCCACUUCCCCACCCUCCGCCACCACGACCUGCACAGCUGGCAUGCAGAGAACUGCUAUGAGAAGUCUUCGUUUCUCUGUAAAAGAAGUCAAACAUGCGUUGACAUCAAGGACAAUGUGGUGGAUGAGGGGUUCUACUUCACCCCCAAAGGAGACGACCCAUGCCUGAGCUGCACCUGCCAUGGUGGGGAGCCUGAGAUGUGUGUGGCUGCCCUCUGUGAGAGGCCCCAGGGCUGUCAGCAGUACCGCAAGGACCCCAAGGAAUGCUGCAAGUUCAUGUGCCUGGACCCAGAUGGCAACAGCCUAUUCGACUCCAUGGCCAGUGGGAUGCGUCUGAUCGUUAGCUGCAUCUCCUCCUUCCUCAUCCUGUCGCUGCUGCUUUUCAUGGUCCACCGGCUUCGCCAGAGGCGGCGGGAACGCAUUGAGUCCCUGAUCGGAGCCAACUUGCACCACUUCAACCUUGGCCGGAGGAUCCCUGGCUUUGAUUACGGCCCAGACGGGUUCGGCACCGGCCUCACGCCACUACACCUUUCUGACGAUGGGGAAGGCGGCACGUUCCACUUCCACGACCCUCCGCCUCCCUACACUGCAUAUAAGUACCCAGACAUCGACCAGCCCGAUGAUCCGCCGCCGCCCUACGAGGCCUCCAUCAACCCUGACAGCGUGUUCUAUGACCCCGCAGACGAUGAUGCCUUUGAGCCGGCAGAGGCCAGGCCGCCGAGCCCAGGGGAUGGUGGCGGUGAAGGGGCGUCACCCCGGCGUCUGGAGCACCCUUUGCCCGCUGCGGGGCCCUCUCUGGCCGACUUGGAAGACUCAGCUGACAGCAGCAGUGCCCUGCUGGUGCCCCCUGACCCUGGCCAGAGUGGGAGCACCCCAGCCACAGAGGCACUGCCGGGGGGCGGCCGCCAUAGCCGCAGUUCCCUCAGUACCGUGGUGUAGAGGAUGGCCCAGCCCAAGGCCCCGACGGGCAGAGAGCACCUUUUUGCUGUCAAGAAAAUCCUGAUCCCCGUGGGAGACUUAAAGGGCCCCUGAGUGAGCCUGGACCCAGCUGCACGGCCGCAAACCCACUGACCGCACGCAUGUGCAGCACAGACCACACCGGCCUCCCAAGGGAGCAGACACCUGCACUGGGCCUCCUGGAGGGCUCUAGAAACAUGCAUAGCUGUUGGUCCCUGUCUGUUUCUUUUCAAAUGGCAGAAGAAUGACGGAGUUUGUUCAGACCACACGUUUCAGAAGUAGGGAACAAAGAUGGCACUGUGGGCAUGGGCCCCGCACCACAUCUGGUUUUGGUGGGCAUGCUCGCUGUGGCAUGCCGUCCAGAGGAGCCUGCCAGAAAGCCACACGGCCCUGGUGGCCAGGAGGCGGGAGGGGCACUUCCAGGCACCACCAUGUUUGUGGACUGUCAGUAUUGUCUGGGUACUAGUCUGCCUGAGGGUAGACAGUCUUGAAGGUGACCACAAUGACUGCUCUGAGAAUCCCCUCCACUCCACCCCAGCUGUAAACAUCAAGGGUGACCCUUCCCCAGGCUGGGGGAUGGCCUGGGCCUCUGGUGCCCGAGGCCCUGAGGAAAGAGGGUCUUGGAAGGAGGUUGAACUCUCCACUCGUCUAGCUGGGCUCGUUGAAGCCCAGUUCUGUGCCAGGAGGCCCUGGUCCCACCCUGCCAUUUUUUCCCCAGCAUUGCUGUGCAUGGCUCCCCCAAGAGGCAGCCCUGGAGUUGGGCCAAGGCCCUUAGCCACGCAUGAGUGUUCUGGCCCUGGAUCCUCUGCUGGGGGUUGGGAGCUAAGCCGGCUCCUGUCUGCUAGCCUCUGGAGCCCCCACUCUUAAUUGAUUUCGCCUCUGGGCCUGGCCUGCCCCCCACCCCAUCAUGUUUGUGCCAUAAAGGGUUGUUUCUUUGUGGGGAGGGGUGGCCAAAACGAAUGCCCUGGGCUGUGUCCAUCUCCUUGCACACUGUCACCGCUGGGGCUGAGUGCCCAGUGGCCGCAUGCCACCUUCUCAUGCUCCUCAGCAGCUCAGGGUGCAGGGUACCCUGCGCAGGGGCCUUUGGACCAAGGGACCCUGUUGCCUGCUCCUGGGCAGCGGUCCCAUCUCCUGACAUGGGGCUUUUAGCAUUUCUGAGGUUUCGAGAUUAAGCGGGUUCUGUGCGAUUUUUAGCACAUCCAUAUCUUUUCUACGUUGAAUGUCUGGAUCUUUUCUUUUUGUGUGUGUGCGUGUGUCUAUAUGUGUGUACAUAUGUGUCCAAGUUUUGCAGGUGGUAGUGGUACACCAGAGCUCGGGCAUGGGGCCCCCAUUUCCCAGGCCCGUUGUGAUGUCUGGGGUGGCCCGGAGGCUCAGCGAGGUCUGUACCUCCGUCCUGUGGCUGAGCGCAUGGAGCGUGUGCCUGGUCCCCGGUGUGGCCUUUCCAGACCAGCGUGCAGUGACUGGAGGGUUGACUAGAAGUGCUCUUUGGUGACAGACCUCAGUGGCACGUUCUCACACUCUCCCGAUUGGAAACCCAUUGUGUUCCUCCAGGACGGAGUGAGGUUUUUGAGUUGCCCCACAGAAACUGUCAUGCCCUGAGCCGGCCAGAGGUGUGAAGUCUGAACUGCCUGUCCACACUUGCAGGACCCAGAGUGUGGGAGGCAGGUGGGCUGCAUGCCGAGCAGGCCGGAGCUCCCCUUGCCAAAGGGCUGCCACUUUGAGAAUGGCGUUCUGGGCCCUCACGGCCCACACUGACCGCUGAAGACCAAGCAGGAAGCGUGUUUUGCCUCCAGCCUGCUGGGCUCGGGGCAGCUGAGGGCUGGAGAACAGUCACGGGUCUUACUGGUGCCAGGUGAGUGUCCUGAGCGUGUCUGCUUUGGAGUGUCUGCCCCAGCAGAGCACAGAGGGCCUGACCUCUAUAGCUGAGAGUCCUUCCCAGCUCCCGUGUCCCUGGCCCAUACCUCGGAACCAUGUGGGACUGGGAAACUCCUGUGGGGACUGAAGGACUGCUGGGGCCAAUCAGGCACACAGGAGGUGCUGAGGAGGGAGUGAGCUGAAACGGCGAGCCUGCUUCUGGACUGGCCACAGGGCUCUGUCGCGCGCUGGGGUGCUCAGCCCACUUGCAUCCAUGGGCCGGGCAGAAGGCCCAUGUGUGGGGCUACUCCAGACCCCCACCUGCUGUGUCUGCAGGAGUCGGUGCCCGGGAGCUGACCUCCUCUGGGGGGCGGUUGUGAGAGGAACAAGGGGGAGCUGGUGUCAGCCUGGCUGUCCUCAGCCUCCUGUCCAGCUACCACCCUUUGUAAGAUCUGACUGUGCUCCACGGUCCGAUGAAGAAUCCCGAGGCCAACCCUAGUAGCUGCGACUCUUGUGCUCCUGAGAGAGACUGGGCCCCCAGAGGUACAGGCCAAGCUCUUGGGAGGGGCCUCCUCCCCCAGGUCCUGACUUCCUCCCCCAGGUGGAGGAAGGAGUCCAUACUGUACAUUGUCUCGAUGCCUGUUUUUUAUGUUUUCCUUUCACUAAGGGUUUUUAGUUUGGGUUUAUUUUUGGUUGGGUUGGCACUAAUCCUUUUCUUAAGAUGCUGUGAGAACCAUUUCAUCCAAAUGCCAAAUAAAUUUGUGUUCUGGA